This is a messenger RNA of Plutella xylostella (diamondback moth), 947 nucleotides long. The record is from RefSeq and is a predicted model, not a curated record. Lineage: Eukaryota; Metazoa; Arthropoda; Insecta; Lepidoptera; Plutellidae.
GAAAAUUUUGGUGUGGUUUUAUAAAUUAUUUAUAUUGACGUACGUAUCUUAUAUUAUGGAUGCUCAUAAGAAAAAAAGGGCGGAAAACUGGAGUCCCGAAGAAAAAGAGGUAUUUAGAGAUAUAAUUGCCCAAGCGGCACAUAUCAUUGAAAAUAAAUCAAAUCAUACAUCCAUAAAUAUGGCGAAAACCAAGGAGUGGAAAAAUAUAACUAGAAAAUUAAAUGAACUAACGGGAAAGGGAAGGGGAGAAUCAGAAAUAAAAUUAGCCUGGAAGAGGAUGAAGCUGGCGGCCAAGGCCAACGUGUCUGCACACAAGCGGGCACAAACAGCAACGGGAGGAGGUGAGAAGCCACCUUCACCUUCCGCAGAGGACCUGGAGGUGAUGGCCAUCGCUCCUCAAGAUUUUAUAAUCACUUAUAAUGAUUAUGACAGUGAUGCCAUGAUUCCACCAGUGCCAGAGCAAGUUCCAUCAGUGCCAGGGCAACCUUCACCAGUACGACCUUCACCAGUGCCAGUGCCAACACCUGGCACUAGUUCAGAACUAGAUACUCAAAUAUUAAUUGUAGAGGAGCCAGAAGAACCUAACUAUGUGGCACCUGGGGUAUCUGAAAGCAGGGCCAAGAAAAUAAAUUUAAAAAAAAAAAAUAUCAGUGUCCAACAGGCCAUUCUGGACAGCAAUGCUAUAAUGAAAAAAAGGCAAAUGGAGAUGAUGGAAGAGGAGCACGAAUUAAAAAAAACUUUAUUAAAAUUGAAAAUUAAAAAAAUUCAAUUGGAAUUAAGUUUACUGGAAGGGAAGAGAACAUAGUGUACUGAACGAAGAAGCUAAUUAUAUUCUCUGUCUCAACUCUCAAGUGGAACCUUUGUGCAUAUCAAUCCAAGAACUCAUUGGUCAGCGCCAGGAUUCGAAACCACAUCUUUGCCAUGAGAAGGCCACUUACUAAUUUAAG